GAUCUUAUUCUGAUGAAAGCAUGAAUGUGGACAAGUCUUGCUUUGAUGAUAAAAAUGAGAAUGACUGGAGAUACUUGGGUGUUACUGCUUUUCUUGUUAAAGGUGCUAAUUGCAGGUUAACUGUCUGUUUCAUGGUUGUUGCUUGUUCAAAUGCCACACUUAUGUUACGGGCUCUCCUUUUGCCCCACCGACUCUGGUUUGAUGUUGCAUUGUUAGUUCCCGUAUCAUCACCAGUUUUGGCACUGCAGCAUGUUGUUGUUCCUAUUUGCUCUCCAUCUACAGAUAAAGGCCAGAUUGAUAGUGCAUAUAUUGUUAUUGGUGGAUCCACUGAUGGAAGUAUUACCUACUGGGAUCUGACUGGAAGUGUUGAGGGUUUUAUGCAACGGACAUCAAAGUUUCAACCUGAAAAGUUUAUUGAUUGUCAGAAACGGCCUCCGACAGGAAGAGGAAGCCAAGGGGGACGAUGGUGGAGAUCAAUAAGCAAUCUGUCGUCUAAAACAGAUACAAGAAGUACAGAGGUUGACACCAGGGAGGGUAUAAAUGGCCCUAUUACUGAUUCUGCAGCUGGUGGAACUUCAUCAAAACUUAGUAAUAUGGUAAACAGUGCAGCUGCCUGUUCUCAAACUAUAAAUGCUGCUACUUCCCUCAAGUCAGACAUGCUUGCAGAUAACUCAUCUGAAAUUUGUGAAGUACAGGCCAUGGAUGUUCUGAAACAUGUCCACCAAUCAGGUGUCAAUUGUCUUCAUGUUUCAAGGUCUAGGGAUGGCCAAAAUGAUCAAGAUGGAUCUUUUUACUACCUCAUAAGUGGGGGGGAUGACCAAUCAAUCCACUGUCUUGCUUUUGAUGUAGCACCAGAACCAAUGAAUUAUAUUUCUGAGAAUGAGAACUCCUCUGAUAUGGCAAAUCAUAGCCCUGAAUUGAGCAACAUGAAGCUCUCUCUUUGCAGUUGGAGCAAUACAUGUAGGAUCAGAGUUCUUUAUCGUGAGAGAAUUGCCUCGGCUCACAGCUCUGCUGUGAAAGGCAUUUGGACAGAUGGGAUUUGGGUAUUCUCUACUGGACUUGAUCAGCGGGUGAGGUGUUGGCAUCUUGAAGAACAUGGUAAACUUAAUGAACAUGCUUCUUUGAUUAUUAGUGUACCCGAACCAGAAGCACUGCAUGCCAGGGCCUGUGGGAGAAAUCAGUAUCAAAUUGUGGCAGCUGGAAGGGGUAUGCAAAUGGUUGUGUUCUCAGCAUCCCAUGAUAUGGAAGGUAAUCUUGAAGGGGAAAUAUAGGGUACUCACUGGUAGGGUUACCAGUAGCCAAUCUGAUGCAGUAUGUACAUGAGGAGAUGAAAUCACCACUUAGCUUGUCAUGGAAAUGAAAUAUCUGGCCUGAAAUGGUGGUUUGGCCAUGUGAGUCCAAUAAUUUAUGCAGCUAUAUCCA
Molecule: messenger RNA, 1422 nt
Organism: Telopea speciosissima
Lineage: Eukaryota; Viridiplantae; Streptophyta; Magnoliopsida; Proteales; Proteaceae
Exons: 7
Coding region: 21-1271 (416 amino acids)
Biological process (GO): tRNA methylation
Cellular component (GO): cytoplasm
Molecular function (GO): protein binding
Source: RefSeq, a predicted model, not a curated record